Messenger RNA from Caenorhabditis auriculariae, 8690 nucleotides. Lineage: Eukaryota; Metazoa; Nematoda; Chromadorea; Rhabditida; Rhabditidae. The record is from the annotation of a GenBank genome assembly.
AUGUUCACAAACAUAAAACUCGACGAAAACCCCGAAGCGGGAACCGGGAGCAGACAAAACUUGAAAACGAGAAGUCGUCACUACCUUCGAGCUGCCAAUCUUGCUCAGAAACCAGCACCCACUGCAGAAGAACCGUUGGAACCGCCUCCGAAAGAGGCUCAAGAGGUUCCGAAAGAGCUGAUCGAGGUCCCGCCGAAAAGCAACAGCCAUUGGGAGUCUGUCAGAGCCAAGGCACCGCAGGCCGUUGCCAAAGCCAGAUUCGUCAGUUUUUUAUUCUGAAAGAAGGUUUAUCAAAUAAUAAAAUUUUAAUAAGCGUUUUAAAAAUGGUGCAAAUAACUCUUUUUUUUUGCUCUAGAGAGGGCAUUCGGCAAAAAUCUUCAGUAAAACGUUUGAUUUCAAAUUUUUUUUUUCCUUUCAGUUUUAAGUUUAGGAUGGGAUUAUGUUUUCGAUUUGAAAAGAAAAGGCAAGUUCAAAGAGAAAAAUCAUGCAACUUUUGAUUUAUCAAUUAUUGCGCGUAUGGGUGUUAGAUUGCGUCGAUCUGCAAACCGGCGCAUUUUAAUUUUAAAAAUUUCGAAUCAAUUUUUUUUUCAAAUUUAGCGUUCUCUGGAGCAUGGUGGUUUGAGGUUUGUAUUAUUUUAUCAAAUGGUCUAUAUUUUGCCACGAAAGGUUGAAAAAUAAAGAGAUGCAAACUUUUUUUCUUGCUUUGAGGGUUUCAUCGCAUUUUCUACACUAUAAGGUAACUGGAAGCUUUCAAAUAAGCUUAUAGUUUUGUUAAUUGCGGGGACUUUAUAUUUAUAAGUAUAAAACUAUUGAAAAUUUGUUCAAAACUAAAGAAAAACGAGAAAAAAAGUUCCAUUAAUGAAAAUUUCAAAACUUCGUAAAAAAAAACCGAUUUUCAUUUAGGACGAUUUUCGCGCGAACCCUGUCGUUCUGGACUCGAACAAAGGCGAACCACCGCCAGAAGGACGACGAAAUGCCGUUCUCAUGAUGAAGAGCAGCUUCGGAGACGUUGUCAAAACGGCAAUGGUUAAAAAAAAAGAUGAUUGGAAAAAAGUCGAAAGAAGCGACCUCAUUUCGUAAUUUAGAAUAAAAGCCGAAGCUUCCGCUUUAGAAAUAUGAAAAAAUUCAGGUUCCUAUGAGAACGAUAACGCAUGAAUAAAUUCUUGUUAAGAAAUCCAAUAAACAACUUUUUUCCAACGAAGUAUUUUUCAAUAAAGGCGCGCGUGAAGAAGAGUUGAGCCGGGAAAGAAAAGUGAAAAACGGCGGAUAAUCAAGGAGAUGGGCCUGAAUAGGCGCCAGAUUAUCUCCAUGGUUAUCAUCAUCGUUAUCGUCCUCGGGCCUCGCAUGGUUUUCCCGCGCUCUCCUCUUUUUCUGCGCUAUUUUCCUUGUUUUUUUAGCUUCGAAUAGCUUAGAAGUUUCCAGACUAUUUUGUAUAACUAUCACUUAGAAAUUGGGUUUGACAAAAAAAAAAUGAAGAAAUUAAUAAGUUCUUUCUGUUCCUAUUUGAUUGCUUUCCCAGUGCCAGUUUUUACGUAUUUUUUUAAAUUUUGACUUGAAAAAAUCGCUAGGAAUUUCGAUGUUAAAAAGAAAGGAUAAAUUAUUUUAGCACUAUUUUUAUGGUGUUCUCAGUUUUGAAUUUUUCAUAAGAUUUUCAACUUGAUACAAGAAAGGUACAAUGAAAUCAUUGUUACACAAAUUCAGCACCAAUUUUGAAUUUGCCUACUUUUUCCCUUUUUUCUCGCUUUUCUAGUUUUUUUUUGUCAAUUUUACCUCAGAGAACGCUGUCGAAAAACGAAAUAAGUCAUUAUAAACCUGUUUUAAAAAAUAGAUUUUAGUUGGUAAGAAACUGGAUGACUGCCAUGGAGCACGACGAGCACGAAACAGAGCCCUGUAGAAGUUCAACUACGGCAGUUUUUGAACCGGUUUGAUUUCUUUUACUAUUUUUUGUCUCUUAAAUUCAAUAUUUUUCGUUCCUCUUGGUUAUUAAUCACACAUUGAGAAACUCUUUAUAAAAAAUCGGCCAUUGAAUAACAUUGAGAAUUAUGUCUGUAAUCUGGAGCCUCGUAGGACCCUGUGACGGACGAGGCAGCCGGCUUGUCUGAAGACAACGAUCUUUUGCCGGAAAAUCCUACCGGCUGGCGGAUUUUCCUCGAUGUCUUGGAGGACCGGAUAAGGUAACGAUUUUCAGAACUCUCUCCAAAUUUGUCAAAAUUUAAGGAAAAUAAUUUUCUUCUACGUCAGCACCAGUUCAAACUUGCAAUAUUAUUGGACGGCUCUUGUUGCCACCGGCGUUUUUUAUAACACUCUUGCUAUGGUAGUUAUAAUUUUAUUCAUUACCCCAGUUAGGAACGCCAAAGUGGUCCUUAUAGGGUCUAAGGGAAAAAGCAGCCUCUUGAGGGGUGAAAGUUAAUUGGCCAUGUAAGGGUUUAGAGUCUGGCCCUAAAUCUCAAGUGGUCCUUUAAGGAUCUUUAAUUUUUUUUUUCAUUUAGACUUGUAAAUUAAGAAGAAAAAAAUUGAUAUAUUCAUCCUCUGAUGAUAAUUUUAAUCAAAUAACGCUAAUUUAUUGAGCUUUUCGCAUGGAAAUCGAUUAGUAUGUCCCCUAUAGGGACCACUAACCAAAACCCCUAUAGGGAUAGAUAAAGUGGUCUCUAGAGGAGGACCUUCAAGGACCUUUGAUUUUGCUCCAUAUAGGGUCCACUCGGGAGUUCCUUAGGAUUCACCAUCAUUUGAAACAGUCUGACUUGUCUGCGCUCUCUUUCUUUCUUUUCUCUGAAUAUGGAGGUCAAAGAACGUUGUUGAGGCAUCAAGAGAGCGCAGACAGGCCAGAUUUUUUCAAUUUAUCUUUUAAAAUGUGAUUUUUGAAUAAAAUCCUCUAGGUGAUAUUCAUUUUUGACGACGUUUUCAAUGGUUAUUUCGGCAUUUGGCUCUGGUUCAACUCUGUAUUUGAUGCGAUUUUCGUCAUCGAUAUUUUAGUCCAAGCAAGAACUAGUAAGGACAUUCCAGUAUAAAUUGAGAAAAUUGGAAAAGUUCCAGCUUUCUUGUUCGACGGAUCUGAAGUCAAGAAUACAGUGAAGAUGUGGAAAAACUACGUCGAGAGGUUGUUUUUUCGCUGUUUUCUGUGGUUUUCUUUAUGAAUAUGAUCGAUGGCUGGCUGUAAAAAUUUAGUAAAAACUCGGUUUUUUUGAAUAAAUUUGUGAAGUUUCUGAUUAGAGUUCACAACAAAUUUCUUCUUUGUCCUGACGUUUUUUAAAUUUGAUUUUUUUCGAAAAUUACUACUUAUGCGAAAAAAUUUCUGGAUUUAUUUCAAGUGCUUUUCAAGCGAUUUUAAAUACUUUCGCUUCAAGACCCACGACUUCGAGUAUUAGAGUCGAAAUUGAAAAAGCUAAACAAUUUUUGAACUGACUAUAGCUGAUUCACGGCUGUCGUGAGCUAUCGAAAGAAGGGUCCUGAUACGAACAGAAAAGAGAUAGUAUCUGUUCAAAGGAGAGCGCAGACAGGCCACGCCCCUUUGAGCACCAAGCUAGCCACGAAUCAGCUAAAUAAAAUGAACAAGUGAAUUACUAAAUUUUAUAAAGAUCAAUGAAAAUUGUAAGAGUUUUUUGCAGCUCAAGAAUCUUCCCAGACUUACUAGCCUUGGCUCCUUUAGAUUUAUUACUUCUGAUAAAUCCGACCAUUUCUAUGUGCCGAUCCGUCCGACUUUUCAAAGGUAUCGGUAAAUCAAAUUUCACAAAUGGGCUUUUUUCCAGCUUAUCGUGUCCUGGACUUUGUUGAGACCACUCAAAAAAGGACCGUUUUCCCUCACGCGACGAAAAUCGCCUUUCUAAUGACGGCUUGCUAUAUUUUGUUCCAUUGGAAUGCUUGCGUCUAUUUUCUCUUUUCCUUGUUUGAAGGAUUGUCAGGUUUUUGAAAUUUCUUAAUUUUUUCUGAUCUAAAAAAGUCUAGAAGACGACACGAGCGCCUUCGGAUUCUCUUACUACAAAGUUUUCGAUCCUCGUUUUCCACUUUGCACGGUUUAUCCUUUUUGCAAUUCUGAAAGAAUCUCUAAAUUUCAGCCUUUUCAUGAUGACGACUGUUGGUACGACGAAAACACGAGCGUUUUGGAUUUGGACGACGAAAGACCGAAGUAUAUGCAGGAAAUGUUCGAGUACUGGAAUGUUAGGGGGUGAGAUAAAAAUGGGCUUCUAAAAACUGUUUUUUUUAUGUUGCAACACUAAUUUGAACAAGGCAUAAAAAAUCCCAAGAAUAGUACUUUUUCACUAUUUUCGAUUAAUCUGAGAUCAGAGUGACCUUGUUAGGGUGUAUUUGAAGCGAAAAACUGUGGCUUGGAAAUUUUUCUUUUCAAGGUCCCAUUUUAAAUUAAAUUAUCUUGAGUCUGGAAUAUAUUACUUAAAAAGGGAGAUGUAACAUUUGAUGAAUUUCUUGAGCUCAGAAAUAUUAAAUUUUUGUCAAGUCUUUCAGGUUCACAAAGUUUGUGAUGGGAAACUUUUCGCGAGAGUACAGCAUGUCCAUCUAUUGGUCCUCACUCACCAUCACAACUUGCGGUCAACAAGUAAGUCAAUUUACUGUUUCAAGACUUUCCCAAAGCUCUUUUCGAAAUACAUUGUUCAGUUCGGCGAGAAUACAAGGUGCUGUUUGUGAACUGGGCCGCUCGAGGAAAACUCGAAAAGCGGUCAUUUUUUUUCUGUUUUUUCACGACCGGUUUUCUAAAUUUUUACUCAUUUUCAACUUUGCGCGUCGAGUCGCCCCGGAGCGACUGCUUCGAAUUGCAGGGCGCCCCAAAAUUUCAUUUUGCAGCCUUGGCCCUCGACUUCGCCUCAGAAUAUGCUCGAAGUGAUCAAUACGUUGAUCGGCGUUCUCGUGUUCGCUACCAUCAUUGGAAGUGGGGUUUCUUUCUUUUUAUUAUUUUUUCUUGCCCCAAAAUUGGUUAAAACAAAGUCUUGGUUUCAGUGAUACAUAUGAUAGUUGGCAAAAUACUUUCAGCGUGGACGGCGCUAGUCCAAUCUCAAAAAUCAAAAUGUCUUUUUUUUAAAGUUGAAUUGAUUGGCAAAAAGCCGAUUUUUAAAUUUAAAAAAUUAUCGGAAAAAAAGACUUGUGUGUCGCGAGUCAUGCUCAUCACAUGUAUGGUUUCAGCUCUCAAAAAAUUAAAAGAUUAGACUGGUUUAAAUCAGCCUAAUCAUUCCAUAAAGAUAUCGGUUUCGAAACACGCUUAUUAUUUAAUUUCCAGGCGUCGGUAACGUUGUCACCCAAAUGAACCAAAGUGUAUACGAUUUCCGUGAAAAAAUGGACGCCAUCAAGUUUUAUAUGAAAUACAGGUUGGUUUCAACUAAAAAUGUCGAUUUUUAAUGAAAACCUCUGGAUGCACGUAAAAAUCUAUCAGGUAAAAAUUUUUAAUGGCGCUCACUGUACUUUAAAAGAUACCUUAUAAAGGAUCUUUUUAUUAAUUCGAACUCGGAGUUUUUGAAAACGUAAAAAAAAAACUUUAGCAGCUUUUUUUCCAACUCGGACCUUGGUAACCCAAGUCUGACGCGUCCCGGAAGUUUCUGAGAAUUUGAAGUGAUCACUUAAGAAAACUGACGCGGCCAGAGGGGUCACUAAAAUGUUCAAAAACGUCCUGAGCGGGCCCGGUUUGCGUUACAAAGUCCGUGCACUUUCCUCUUCGAAAUCUGAGAAUGGGGCAUCAGAACCUUUCAGAAACGUCCACGCGGCGAUCCAAGAACGCGUUUUGUCCUGCUUCAUGUACUUGAAUACCCACAAUCAGCUCAACGACGAGAAAGUGAUCACUUCCAUUUUGAUUCCCGGCAAAAUUGAAACAUGCCCAGGAAGUUCUCGACGUUCUGCCGACUCGUUUCCAAGGACACAUCGCUGUGAAUCUUCACAUGGAGACCUUGAAAAGGGUUAAGCUUUUUCAGGUAUUUUUUCAAUAUACUUUUUUCAUUUUCUUUUCUGAGAAAAAAAGUUGUUAACAGACUUGCGACGCCGGAUUUCUUUACGAAGUCGUCCAGCUGGUCAAGCAGCAAGUCUAUUCACCAAACGAUUAUUUGUGCAGGAAAGACGAGAAAGCGAAGGUAAGGUAAUUAUAUUUCAAAAGAAUGCAUCUGAAAAUUUGCUUUCAGAUGUAGCUGUAACUUCAUUUCAGACUCUUUUCCCGAUUGAUUCAAAAAAUUGAGAAUUUUAGGCCUUUUUUUGUUGAAUGUUCCAAAAGAGUGUGAAAAAAACAUUUGAGCUCUAAUUUCGGCACUCAUUCAAAAGCUGCGCCCGACCUUGCGCGACUUUCCUUAUAUGCUGUUGAAUGCUACUUCGCGCAAGUAGUUUAUCGUCGGACAUGCUAAACAGUAACCACGACAUUAAGCCAUACUAAAUGCCUUUUUUGACAAAUUUGUUUGCAGGAAAUGUUCAUUGUGAAAAAAGGAACGCUCAGCGUUAUCGAUGACGACACUGGCGUUGAACUCGAGGUGAUUAAACUUUUUUUGGAAUAAUCCCUGAAAAACUAACUAAUCCAGACACUUAACGAGGGUGCAACUUUUGGAGAACUCUCAAUUGUUCGGGUGCGAGGAAAUCUUCUGGGGGAUCGCCGGAGCGUGUCCCUCAGAUCUGUUGGUAAGUCUAUCAAGCCGCAAAAGUCAAAAGUAGGCUCUAUCCCGACAACAUUUUCGAAUCGAUACCUUAAAAAGGAAUAUUUUUUAAAUUGUAAAUGAAGAGGCAUGAAUAGCGUGAGUCUAUACUUAGGACGCGCUAAAAAAAAAUUUCGUUCAAAAAGUUUUUCAAACUUCACGUGUAAGAUUGUAUAAGUAUAGGGUUGUAAGAAUGAAUUUUGCUGAAAAAAAUAUUUAUUCUCGUAAAAAUUACUGAUUUUUCUUAAAAAGAAAAAUUUAGAGAAAUUUAAUUUAUUUAAAAAAAGCCGCAUGUUUCUCACGUUCAGAAAUAUUUCAAUGUUGAAACAUUAGAAAAAUUAGCUAAAUUAAUAGUCUUUUUCUCUUUUUUUCUAUUAUCACAAUUUGCUGUGAAAAAAAUUUCAGCCUGCGAGAAAACAGCAAAAAAGCUUGAGUGAGUUAAAUUAUGACGCAUCAUGUGUCAAAAUCAUUUUUCUCAACUUGAAAAUGUGUUUGAAGGCUACUCUGACGUUUAUGUCUUACAUCAAGACGACGUCACGCGAGUUCUGCGAGAGUAUCAAAAGGACCGAGAAAAUCUCAUUCGCAACGGUUCGAAUUCUCGCCUAUUUUUCAUUCUAGCUGUUAUCAGCACGUCAAAUGCUCCACGAGCGAGGUCUUCUGGAAACUAGUGAAAACGGAGAAAUCGACUACGAUGAUUUUGACGUCGAAGAUGAGACUAUGGUUGGGAAGAGGAAUGAACUGGAAUAAGAAUAUACACAAAAAAAGCGCAGAUUGAACUAUUAUCGGUGGACGAGCAACUGACGAGACUCACCGGUGUCGUCAGGGAGCUAGAAGUGGAGUUGGGCCACAUUUACGACUCUUUCACGGUUUUUGAUUCUAUCCUCAAGUUUUCGCGGUUUCAAACGUCGGGCUGCGGCGUUUACAGCGUGUCGAGAUUCGUUUUUGGCGUCAUUUCAAAAAUUUCCAUUUUUCCCUAUUUUGGGGACAUUAUCUUGAAUCCUUUGAAGGGUAUGUAGAUUGAUUGACUUCAUGAACAAGGACUUGGAAGAAUACAGGAGACGUUAGAGUUUGAAUUGGCGCCAGAAACGCUUCGCGCAGAAACUGAAAUUUCCGAGUUUGAAAUAAGUUUUUGAACAAAAAUCACGUCCCGACGUUUCAAGCCAUGCAAAAUUUUUCCAUUUUAUUGAAAAGCUUCGCAAAAAAAGAUGAUUUUCCAGCACAUGGCCCAGCAUUGGAAACAAAGAGUGACUUCUGUGGAGGAAACUUUCACCUACAAUGAAAGGCGGAUUCGUCGCGACUGUAUCCGCGGAAUUUUGUGAGUUUUUUUUUCACUAGAACAACAAAAUGAAUGUACUAAGUUUUUUUUUCUGAUUUCAAAGAGUUAUCUUUUUUUGAAAUCAACAGUACCCAUCGCUCAAAACUAUGAGAUUUUAAAAAUUUUUGAUCAUUUUAUGAGUUUCAAAUUUUUUGAAAAAUUUCCAAUCGUUGUGUAUGAAAAAUCUAUCUUUUUGAAAUGAUUGAAAAAAAUGACCCAAACGUAGAUUGAGCCUAUACUUAUGACGCGGUGAGAAAGUUAUGAAAAAAAAAGUGGUAUCCUUGUAAUGCCGUGUUCAAAGUAAUUUCGCGAAAUGCAAAAUGAUCUCUGACUCUCCAAAAUUUAGUUAUAUUUAUCUUUCUCUGACGGCUAUUUUGCAUUUCGCGAAAUUACUUUGAACACGGCAUAAUAUCGACUUGAAUAGUCUUUAUAUGAACCAACGUUUUCUAACUUCAGCUUGAUCGAGAAAAAAAACCUUGAUGGGUUUUCGAAAAAUUGAAAAGUGAAAAGAAUAUCUUCAUUUUUGAGAACAAAAAAAAGUUCAGGUGCAUCGCGAAAACUUUGAAAAGAUUUUGAAAAUUGAAAAAAAUCAAGCUGUGAAGAAAAUAUUCAUAGGACAAAAAAAAAGACAAAAUCUUUGGUUGCUCAUACUUUUUGCCUGAUUGAAAAAAUUGAAGGAUAAAUGAUUUAAUAAUUUCAGCGACACAAUGACUGUGAGUGCAGACAUACCGAAACUACAACUGGAAAAUCUUGCCGGGGCUUGA